This is a messenger RNA of Penicillium coprophilum, 1080 nucleotides long. RefSeq lists its product as uncharacterized. NCBI's taxonomy places the organism in Eukaryota, Fungi, Ascomycota, Eurotiomycetes, Eurotiales, Aspergillaceae. The transcript is spliced from 2 exons. The coding region runs from base 1 to 1080 and encodes 359 amino acids. The record is from RefSeq and is a predicted model, not a curated record. Gene Ontology annotation, biological process: positive regulation of transcription from RNA polymerase II promoter by glucose. Gene Ontology annotation, molecular function: sequence-specific DNA binding. Gene Ontology annotation, cellular component: nucleus.
AUGGCUUUCCAGACAAACUCCAGCAUUGCGAUGGCCCUUGCUGGUAAGACUGCUUCUGUUGAUAUCCCUCAGCGCCGUUCUGGCCUGAGUGGCAACCAUGUGCCUACGCGACCCGGGAUGCCUGCGAUGCUUCCCACGCCACCCAACUCCAUUUCCCCGAACCUCCCUCCUCAGACCUUCAAGCAACGAGUGGCCCUGUCGCCCGGAUCGCCGCUAUCGACCGUCCCCCAGUUGGACUCUGAUAUUGAUCUCGAGGAUGCGGAACACGCCAACGAUCAUCAUGUCUCCCUGCCUGUCGACGACCUCGACAGUACCGGCGCGAUCACCCCUGCCAUGCUAUCCAAGUACCAUCUCCCUGAGAUCUUACUCCAGCAGGGACCUUUGGCGAUCCGCCACGUUAUGGGUCAUCUGACAGCUUCGGCGCGCAGACUGGUGGUUGCUGCGUUGGAAGGUCGAGGAAAUGGAGGAGAAGCAGGUGGUGUUCAAGGCGACGUCGUGUUCGAGAAGAUUGGUUGGGGUCGCUGGGACGCGCGACGUCGUGGUGAACCUGCUCGCGAUCGUGGUUUGAACACUUCGUCGUCGCCGCCCUCGAGUGUCGCAGGCUCCUUCCAACAGCGUGGCCUACAGAUUCAGGGUCAGUCGGGCUGGCAGGGUGGCAACCGUCAUCCAUACCGCAUGAGCUUUGCCGAAUCCACGGCAUUCUCGUACACUGACGAUUACGGUAUGCAAGGGGACCUCGACAUGCUGGAGCACGAGGCAGACAAAAUGUCUCUCGAUGGUGACGACGGCGAAUACUGUUCUUCGUCGGAGGCUCCCGAUGAAAUUCAAGAAAAUGAGUGGGUUGAAGGCGAUGAUACCGAUGAGGAGGACUGGGCACAAAUUGGUGCCGACGCUUUGCGCGCCCGCUCGAUGAACAACAAUGGCAAUUUCAUCAACAGCCACGUCGCUGCGCGCGCAAAGCCUCAGCCUUCUGGGAUUUUCCCCGCCACCUGUCCAUCUGUGGCUAAAUUGCCACCCCGCACCUUCGACAUCCAAGAACGCGCGGCUGUGGAGGCGCUCCUCUGCCUGGGCUCCAUGUAA